AUGGCGCUCACUCCAAAUAAAGUCACCUUCCAGUGCACGGCGGAGAAGAAACCGGUGUGGAGCGACGUGCGAGUGACUAACAUUACUAAGGACAGGCAUAGUUAUAAGGUAAAAUGCACAUCUGCAGACAUUUUCCGAGUUCAACCUCCACUGGGAUUCAUCAAACCUGGUGAAACCGGAACGAUACGAAUGUGGUUCCAGAAUAAGGAGAUCCCAGAGGGUCAUCGCCAUUACUUUGCUAUAUACCACAUCAAAUGUGCAGAAGGAAAAACUGUGAAAGAGAUUUGGACGAAAUCUGUGAAGCCCGAUGGAGUGAAGCGUAUAGCUGCAGUGUUUGAAAAGAUACCUGAGAAUGAGAAGAAGUAA
Haemonchus placei is the source of this 366-nucleotide messenger RNA. The record is from the annotation of a GenBank genome assembly. NCBI's taxonomy places the organism in Eukaryota, Metazoa, Nematoda, Chromadorea, Rhabditida, Trichostrongylidae.